CAGAUCGGAGGAGGAAGAUGGAGAGCAGGCCGCCAAUGCCAUGGUGCGCGUGCGACAGGGCGGGGACGACGACGACGAUGACGACGGCGAUAAAGAAGGGGCCAUGGAUGCCGGAGGAGGACCUCGUCCUCGUCUCCUACAUCCACGAGCACGGCCCCAGCAAGUGGCGCCACGUGGCCGCGAGCACGGGGCUCAUGCGCUGCAGCAAGAGCUGCCGCCUCCGCUGGACCAACUACCUCCGCCCGGGCAUCCGGCGCGGCCACUUCACGGCGCGCGAGGAGCGCGUCAUCGUCCACCUCCACUCCCUGCUGGGCAACCGGUGGGCGGCCAUCGCGUCGCAUCUCCCCCAGCGCACCGACAACGACAUCAAGAACUACUGGAACACCCACCUCAAGAAGAAGAAGGUCGUCGUCGAGGAACAGCAGCGAGCGGCUGCAGCAGCAGCCAAACGACACGUCGACGACGGCGGCAUCACCACCAGUCGUAGUCCCCGCCUGCUCGCCAAGGACGAUAGCUAUGGCUACGACUACGACGCGCGCCCAGCUGCAGCCUAUCCCUGUACCAUGGACAACGUAUCCAAGCCUCUCAAAGUCAAAUUAGGUUGCAUGAAGAGCGCAUCGUCAUCAUCCCCGCCGGCGCAGGAUGGUAGUAGUAGUAUCCGUCGUCCUUUCUUUUCACUCGACCAAACGUCCGGCAGUACGGCGCCGCUGCCACCCAUCUCCAACGUUGUGCCGCAGCCGGUGUUGGCGGGACAGGGACGACACGGCGGGCGUUUCUUCCACGAGCCGCCCCAGCAGCAGCUGUCCUCAAUAAUGGAGAACUGGUUAUUCCUCCCAAGCAGCAGCACCAGCAGCAGAUGA
This is a messenger RNA of Zea mays, 860 nucleotides long. RefSeq names its product transcription factor MYB60-like. The record is from RefSeq and is a predicted model, not a curated record. Gene Ontology annotation, biological process: response to auxin. Bases 18 to 860 code for a protein of 280 amino acids. The transcript has a single exon. NCBI's taxonomy places the organism in Eukaryota, Viridiplantae, Streptophyta, Magnoliopsida, Poales, Poaceae.